Molecule: messenger RNA, 666 nt
Organism: Entrophospora candida
Lineage: Eukaryota; Fungi; Glomeromycota; Glomeromycetes; Entrophosporales; Entrophosporaceae
Source: the annotation of a GenBank genome assembly
AAUAAUUCAUUGGAUAAACAUCACUUGGAAAUGUGGUAUAAUCUACAUGUCUGGAGUAUGAUGGAUAAAGCAUUUGAAAAUCUUGAAAAUGUGGAGGUUGUCAGGGUUGUCCCUGCAACCUCUUCUUUAAAAAGAAAGAUCCUAGGUAGUAGGUGUGAUCUGAUAGUUAGGAGGGGGUUCCUAGAAUUCGUGUGUUCAGAAGUAGGAAAAUUCUAUGAAGGCCCAAAAGGGACUAAAUUAUUAAUGGAAAGUUCAUUGAAAAUCCCCAAAGUUUUAAAAGACAUGUUGUAUGAUUUACACCAACAUGUGAACUUUGAUGAAGAUUCUUUAAGAAAAAUGGAAACUAUAGGAUUUGCACAUGCUGGGUUGAAAGUAAUCAUGUUAAGGUUGGACUCCCCAACUGGAUAUGUUUGUAGGGUAUUAAGAACAAAUAUGUUUGAAAUUCCUUCAAACAUUAAAGAAUUUGGUUCAAAAGCUUUAAACGUGUUAGUUAUGGCUUUAAAAGCAAAAUUAAUUGUACAAAAAAACAUAGAGCUUCUUGAACAUCAGGGCUCAAAAGAAGCUGAGAAGCAACUUCUAGACUUACAAGAAUGUCGUAAAACAACAACUAGUACAACAAAUUCGUUCUUUAAAUUACCUCUCACAUUAAGUAAAAAUUAUCCAUGA